AUGUCAAAUAAAAGUGCACAAGAAUAUAUUAAUCAAAAAUACCCAAUAAAUGGAACAUGUAAUAGAAAAGCUGAUCCAGAAAACAAGGGCAAAAGACGCGAAGAAAUAACCAAAUUAGAUAUUAGCAAAGGAAAAACUGGCAACGAAAACUUAUUUAAUAAAGAACACAAAAACCUAUUUGGUGACUUAAAAUUAGAAGGAUUUACUAAUUUGAGAAUUUUUAAAAUCUCCUCUCAUCAAUUGAUUAGUUUGGAUGUUAGCGCGUGUAGAAAUCUAGAAGAGUUAGACUGUUGUGAAAAUGAACUUACUAAAUUAAAUAUAAAUGGUUGCACUAAACUCAAAAUAAUCAAUUGUACCAAUAAUUCUGGUUUAACCGAAAUAAAUAUAAAUAAUUGCCCAAGCCUUGAUAGAAAACAAUCGAAGACAGAUCUUACAUGCAAAUUAGUAGUGAGAGAUCAAUUAGUAGUGAAAAGGUUACCAAAACAAAAGAGUUCUCAAAAUUUUAAACAAGAAAGAAAUGCCUAUGGUAAACAAGAAAGAAAUGCCAACGGUAAUCAAGAAAGAAAUGCCAACGGUAAACAAGAAAGAAAUGCAAACGGUAAUCAAGAAAGAAAUGCAAACGGUAAACAAGAAAGAAAUGUCAACGGUAAUCAAGAAAGAAAUGUCAACGGUAAUCGAGAAAGAAAUGCCAACGGUAAACAAGAAAGAAAUGCAAACGGUAAUCGAGAAAGAAAUGCCAACGGUUAUCAAGAAAGAAAUGCCAACGGUUAUCAAGAAAGAAAUACCAACAAAGGAAUUGAAAAAGAAUUAUAUGCAAAAUGGGACUAUCUAAACCAAUUGCAAUUUAAAUUGUCACUGAAGCUCACAGAUAAUUUAGGAAAAAUCUUAACUAAAUAUUUUUUAAAAAGCCAUAGAAUGAUCUUAGAAGAAAGAGAUGUUAAGGGUUAUUUUAACAAAAACUUAACCGAUUUAAGAAAUGGGUUAGGAUCAGAUACACAAGGUCAUAAAAUACUUGAUCAAAUACUGUCUGUGCAAAAGGAAAUAAUUGAUCUGGAAAACGAAUUAGGAUCUACGACGACAUCACAAGUUGGAUCACUUCCGCCACCUCCGCCUUAUAAUUAUGCUAUUCAAAUAGAAGUUUCAGGAAAUAAUUAUAACGCCUUAGAAGUUUCAGAAAAUAUUUAUAACGCCUUAUAA
Racocetra fulgida is the source of this 1197-nucleotide messenger RNA. The record is from the annotation of a GenBank genome assembly. Lineage: Eukaryota; Fungi; Glomeromycota; Glomeromycetes; Diversisporales; Gigasporaceae.